ACGUUCCACCGUGUACGUAUCCUAUAUAUAUUUUGUACUAUCUCAAGUUGAAUAUCAUUUUUUUUUUUUUUUUUUUUUUUUUUGACAUAGCAUAUGAAUUUUAACCUUUUAACAUGCAAAAUUCCAAUAAUAAAAUUUUCGAAUAAUUUGUUGAACUCUUGGACAAUUUCUUUCGAAUACUUUCUGCUCUGAGAUGACAUCUUGGACUAACAAACUAGUAUUCAUUCAUUGACGCUAAAUUACAUUCGAAAUAAGAAUAAUUUGGAUUUAAUUUCUUAUCAAAAUGACUUCAGAAGAUGAUGCUUGGGCUCAAACUCUUAUCACGGUAACGCCAGAAGACAGUGCGACGUUAAGAGAAAUUUCGGAUACGGUGACAGUGUCGUCAACGCCAGGCAUAAACUUGGCCCUUGAUCCUGAUGAUAUUGUAUUUAGACAAACGUUUAUCCAUAGACAAUUUGUAGAUUCUAAAGAAACAGGAGAUGAAGAACCGAAAGCACUAGAAAAACCAAUAGACGAAAUCGAACGCAAGUCCAAAGAGGAUGCAGAAAAUCAAACGUACUUACAAGGAAUACCAGUUGUACGCAUUUCUAUUGAAUAUCGAGACGAAGCCUCGCAAACAAUGUACAUGAGCACGCCCUGUCCUCCUUUAAAAUACUUUAGGGAUAUAAUGACGUCAAUGAAGGAAGGUCCUAUGCCCGAGUUGAAGAGAAGCAAUGCGACAGCAACUAUUAUUAGCUUCUAUCCCGAUACACCGCAAAAUGUUGUGAUGGAACAAUUGUCCGUGGACAUCGCAGACGAAGAACGCGAAGAAUUCCAAUCCAAACUCAACACCGAAGAAGAAACAGAAAUGGAAGUUACUGAGAUUUUGCAUUUUUUACUAGCGCGUGCAUUCUGGAUAGACGAUCCGACUAGUCAAGCGCAACCAGAAAUUUCUGACAAAGCGACACAGACUUACAUUAAAUAUAAUAAUCGUACGAAAAUCUUGGUCAUAGAUAGUCAAGUGCAAACAGAUUUGAGUUGCGAACCGAAACAAUCUAACACGAUGCUUCUAACAGAUUAUUGGGAAACAAAGAAAAUGAUCUUACGUUAUUUGGAAGAUUGUAUUUCUACAGGAGUCGACGUUAGAAUUAUAAUAGACGAUAUAAUAGACGAAAUUGUGAAUAAAUGUGCCGAAAUAGUUAGAUAUCCCAUGAAGGAGCAAAUUGUACAAACUGUAGCUACGUACAAAGUAGACCACGAGAAAGAGGAAGAUGUGUUGAGAAAACUGAAACUCGAUAUAAUCGUAGAUCCUUUAGAAUCAUCAAUUAUUGUCAUACCUUUGAUGGACAGUCUGUUAGAAAUGACUUGCGAUGUUAUACACAAAAAUGCCGUUGAAACCAUUAAAAUCAUUUUAGAUGGAAUUAUUCAACGAACAAUGACUAUUAUUGCAAAACUUGUACAACUACAGAAGCAAGCACAGCGUAAAUCGAUAGAUCAAUUAUUGGCUAAGAGAAAGAAAAAAAUUCUUGAAUUAAUGUCAAAGAAAGAAACUGAAACAAUUUCUACGCAGACAAGUAUAGCUGCUAUUUCUGAAGUCAAAAAAAUCAAAAAGUCCAAGGAAGUUCUAUGUUCCGUCUGUAGAAGGCAAUCAAUGUGCCAAUGGUGUUUAAACGAUCAAGAACUUCACAUUCCACAAGAGGAAAUUAAGAUACUUCGUACACAAGAUAUACUGCUAGCAUAUAAACCCUGUUAUAUUGUCACUAAAGUAACUGAAAAGGACGAAAAUCUUCAACUACCUUGCCUUUCACAGAUAAAGUUCAAACCUCCCGCACAAUCUUCUUUAAAAGAAGACUCAGUUGGGGAAUCUCGUCAUACAAUUUGUGUAUUCGUACAACCUGACAAAAAAAUCGAACCUCAAGAAUCUUUUAAUGAAUGGUCUUACAUAACAGAUGCUACGAUAAUGAAAUCAUGUUCAAUCAAAGAAUCCGUGAGUAGUUCGAGUCAGACAAUCACAACUUUGUUAGAUCAACCAAUUUGUCCAGCUUCUUCCAGCUAUCAUAGUACAUUAACUUCCCAAGCGGCGAACGCCUUACAAAUAUUGAAAAAUACAUUUUGUACUCGAGAAAACUGUAUUAUUUCCUCGCAGCAGACUAUGAAGCAUUUUUCGUUUGCGGAAAAUGAAGACGUGUAUACCAAAUCGACUUGUAGUCUAUGUUUAAGUACAAAUAACAUAAGUAAUAAAAUAAAUGAACAAAAAAUCUCUUGCAUGCAACAAACCUGUAAAACUUUUUCAAAACUACAUUUGCCCAAUACAAAUACUUCUAGCAACUGUACUUCUUCUCGCAUUCCUAUGAAAUCAGAUGGAGAUGGUUUUAAAAUUAUUCCUAUAUACCUCUCUCAAGAGGUACUUGUACCUAAUAAUUGCAAGAAUUAACAUAAUGAGUAUUUCCAUGAAUGCAUUUAUAUUACAACAAUUAAUACAUUUUUAAAAUGUUUAUUUAUUCUUAACAUAUUUUUAAAAUAUCAUCAGAUCAAUCUAUAUGCAUUAUAAUACGCUUAUAUACUGCAUCACUAUAUGUAUAGUAUAAUAUGUACAUUCAGUAAAUACAUAAUAAACCUUCCUAAAGAUAAUUAUACAAAGUA
This is a messenger RNA of Frieseomelitta varia, 2622 nucleotides long. RefSeq lists its product as uncharacterized. NCBI's taxonomy places the organism in Eukaryota, Metazoa, Arthropoda, Insecta, Hymenoptera, Apidae. The coding region runs from base 284 to 2413 and encodes 709 amino acids. The record is from RefSeq and is a predicted model, not a curated record. The transcript has 6 exons.